CACGAGAGUUUGGGGCUGACUUUAAUUAAUCAAGAAGUACUUGUUGAGUUUAGUUCAUUCAUCAUUCCAGAAGUACCUAUUCAGGGCUCAAGGAAAAUAGGAAAUUUGGAAGGAUUGCCAGGCUUCAAAGACUGUUUAAUUUACAGGGUCCAUGAUACAAACCUAAGAGGGUAGAGGGACGGUCACAUGAAGCACAUAGCAAGAAAGUAGCCAUCUACAAGCCUGGAAGAGAGCUCUCAUCAGAAACCAAAUUUGCUAGCACCUUGAUCAUGGACUUCUAGCCUCCAGAACUCUCCCACCUCCACUGAAGAUCCCAGCAAGACAACAUGCCUCCCAAGAAGCCUGAGCCUAAGAAGGAAGCAGCCAAGGCCGCCCCAGCCCCAGCCCCUGCCCCAGCUCCUGAACCCCCCAAGGAACCUGCCUUUGACCCCAAGAGUGUAAAGAUAGACUUCUCUGCUGACCAGAUUGAAGAGUUCAAAGAGGCUUUCUCGUUGUUUGACCGGACGCCAACUGGGGAGAUGAAGAUUACCUACGGGCAGUGUGGGGACGUGCUGCGGGCCCUGGGCCAGAACCCCACCAACGCCGAGGUGCUGCGUGUCCUGGGCAAGCCUAAGCCUGAAGAGAUGAAUGCCAAGAUGCUGGACUUUGAGACGUUCCUGCCCAUCCUGCAGCACAUCUCCCGCAACAAGGAGCAGGGCACCUACGAGGACUUUGUGGAGGGGCUGCGCGUUUUCGACAAGGAGAGCAAUGGCACCGUCAUGGGUGCUGAGCUUCGCCAUGUCCUUGCCACCCUGGGAGAGAAGAUGACCGAGGCUGAAGUGGAACAGCUGUUGGCUGGGCAAGAGGAUGCCAAUGGCUGCAUCAAUUACGAAGCUUUUGUCAAACACAUAAUGUCUGGGUGAAGCAGACCCGUCUAGGGUGCCUGGCCCUUGGCCUUAGCCUUUCUGGGGUGAGUUAAGCAAGAGGCCCUGAGUGACUGAGCUGGAACUGGGGUCCUGGACUUAACCGCUGUGCCGCAGCCCCAAGGACUCCCUGUAAAUAAACAGUUUGAGCAA
This is a messenger RNA of Neofelis nebulosa (Clouded leopard), 1055 nucleotides long. RefSeq names its product myosin light chain 4 (gene MYL4). The transcript is spliced from 9 exons. The record is from RefSeq and is a predicted model, not a curated record. Gene Ontology annotation, cellular component: myosin II complex. NCBI's taxonomy places the organism in Eukaryota, Metazoa, Chordata, Mammalia, Carnivora, Felidae. Bases 327 to 902 code for a protein of 191 amino acids. Gene Ontology annotation, molecular function: calcium ion binding.